AUGGCCUAUCCACUAUGUCUUGGACCCAGUACUCCUUACAACUUCGGCCUCGGUUCCGACUUCCAGAUUGCCCUUAUCCAACCUUUUCUCUACUUCUUCUUGGCAGUCCUUCUUGACAUCGCUCCACGGGAAGUGACUCCGAAACCCCAAAGUCUAACAGGGACGGCCUCUCUCGACACUGGCAGUCUCACUCAGCCCGACGAACUGCUCGCCUCUCUCGCCCAAAGUCGUAACGAAACCCGGGUGAAGGCAGCUUGCAUAUCCCUACUCUUCACCGUCCUACUAUGUUUUUUUUCCCACCAACUAGACUUCAUGUGGCAUGACCCCCAUGCCUUCCAUUCUCGCCACGGCCCGGUCCCCUCCUUUACCAAAAACGGGUUGUUUGAUUCGGAUCCGAUCCCGGCGCCUGAUGAUUACGCCGUGACCAAAAGCCGAGAGGCAACGCGGUUACUCUUUGUGGUGGUCAUCUCAGGGGUGCUCUGCCCCAUUGCAGACUGUUUGUGUAGGCACGGAGAUGGAGGACUUGUGUGUCCAGACGAUUGGGAGUCACGUUUACUCCGGUCAGACUUUGGAAGAUUCAUAGCUGACGAGGUAUACGACUCAUUUGUGCUAUCUCAGUCUGGGUAUGACGGGAUGAUGCAUGUGAUGAAAGCCAUCAUGUUUCUUGUGCGUAUAGUGUUUCCGUGCAUGGCUACGGCGGCGACCACUAUAGCGUUAGCGUUUGCGACUUUUGGGAGGAGGCAUGGCGUGGUGGACAUAUGGGAUAGGAGGAUUGAGAGGUGGGUGGUUGCUUUCGCACUGGAGAGGUCUUACGCGAGGCUGGAUGAGUGGAGGAUUUUGUGGCAGAGGGGGGACCAGGGGAGGAGCAUGCAGGCUGUUCUGAACGAGGUGGACAUGGGCGAGAGGAAUAAGGAGACGAUUGUUUGGCGGAGGGGGAUGAAGGAGGGCAGGGGGUAUGGACCUGAUUAUUGGUUGCCGAGGGAGAAAGAACCGCAAAGGCCAUUCCAGUUCUCAAGCGCCGUGGACGAGGACGCAUAUCGCUAUGUAGGCUGA
This is a messenger RNA of Neurospora tetrasperma FGSC 2508, 1053 nucleotides long. RefSeq lists its product as uncharacterized. The coding region runs from base 1 to 1053 and encodes 350 amino acids. NCBI's taxonomy places the organism in Eukaryota, Fungi, Ascomycota, Sordariomycetes, Sordariales, Sordariaceae. The transcript has a single exon. The record is from RefSeq and is a predicted model, not a curated record.